UACAAAUUCACUCCCUCCCCCGCCGUCGCAUCCUUCUCCUCCCGCGGGCCAAGUCCCAUGAAUGGCGGGAUCAUCAAACCCGACGUCCUCGCCCCAGGGGUCAACAUCUUGGCCGCCUCGCUCACAGAUGUUGGCCCGAAUCCAGAUCCAUUGGCGACCCACACAUUCAACUUUAACAGUGGAACCUCCAUGGCCGUGCCACACGUAGCUGGGAUUGCGGCAUUGGUGAGGAGCAAGCACCUCGGGUGGACCCCAUCCGAGAUCAUAUCAGCGAUCAUGACAACUGCAGACGACUCAGCUUCUGGCAAUCUCAUCGUUGAUGAUCACUCAUACAAAACUGCAGGAAUAUAUGCUACGGGGGCUGGUCAGGUUAACCCGAUCAAGGCCAUGGACCCAGGCCUUGUGUUUGGGCUCACCUUGAACGACUACAUCGCUUAUCUUUGUGGCCUUGGGUACAGUGACUUUGAGGUCCAAUAUACGAUCGGAAAACCAACGAGUUGCAAUGGUGUUCAAUAUCUAACUGCGUCUCAACUUAAUUACCCGUCAAUCGCGGUCAAUUUAACGAGGUUAGCGACGAGUCAAACAGUGGGCAGAACGGUAAAGAAUGUGGGGGAUGCAAGAGAGGACUACUCGGCUAAGAUUACCGAGCCGGUGGGGGUAACGAUUUAUCUCUCGACUUAUAAGCUUCAAUUUACGAGGUUGGAUCAGGAGGUGAGCUACAGCAUCAACUUUGCCUUGAAUGGUGCUUAUCCGAGCCAGGGGAGUGACAUGAUAAGAAGAGGUAAGAUUGUGUGGGAUUCAGGCAAGCAUGUGGUGACCACACCCAUUGCUGUAAGAUUCACAUAAAUAAAGUGAAACCAACAGCAUAAAAUAAGUUUAAGAAUAAGAAAUAAUGC
Messenger RNA from Dendrobium catenatum, 896 nucleotides. RefSeq names its product subtilisin-like protease SBT1.2. Lineage: Eukaryota; Viridiplantae; Streptophyta; Magnoliopsida; Asparagales; Orchidaceae. The record is from RefSeq and is a predicted model, not a curated record. Gene Ontology annotation, molecular function: serine-type endopeptidase activity. Gene Ontology annotation, biological process: proteolysis. The coding region runs from base 58 to 846 and encodes 262 amino acids. The transcript has a single exon.